Myotis lucifugus (little brown bat) is the source of this 1478-nucleotide messenger RNA. RefSeq names its product signal recognition particle 9 (gene SRP9). The transcript has 3 exons. Gene Ontology annotation, biological process: SRP-dependent cotranslational protein targeting to membrane; negative regulation of translational elongation. The coding region runs from base 135 to 395 and encodes 86 amino acids. Gene Ontology annotation, molecular function: 7S RNA binding. Lineage: Eukaryota; Metazoa; Chordata; Mammalia; Chiroptera; Vespertilionidae. The record is from RefSeq and is a predicted model, not a curated record. Gene Ontology annotation, cellular component: signal recognition particle, endoplasmic reticulum targeting.
GUCGCAACCACCUUAGUCGGCUGGGCCCGGGUGUCGGGUGGUGGCGGCGGCGGGAGGUAGGAAGGUAGGUGGGCCGGGUCGCGCCGCUCCGGUCCCGGCCUUGCCUCCCUGUCCGGUUCCGCCGCGGGCCCACGAUGCCGCAGUUCCAGACCUGGGAGGAGUUCAGUCGCGCGGCCGAGAAGCUCUACCUCGCCGACCCCAUGAAGGCACGUGUGGUUCUCAAAUAUAGGCAUUCUGAUGGGAGUUUGUGUAUUAAAGUAACAGAUGAUUUAGUUUGUCUGGUGUACAGAACAGACCAAGCUCAAGAUGUCAAGAAGAUUGAGAAAUUCCACAGUCAACUGAUGCGACUUAUGGUAGCCAAGGAAUCCCGCAGUGUUGCCAUGGAAACGGACUGACUGGUUUGAGAUGAAGACUGCUUGCCAUGCUCUUAGGAAGUAAAUCUCUUUUGAAUUUGAGGCAGUGUUGGGACAGAAAAUCCUUACUGUAACUGUUCAGAAGCCAAGAGACCAUUUUUUUGUACUUUGCUUCUUAUGUUUACUUUAGAGAGCGAGGAAUGCAAAUGCUUUCAGUUAGAAAGCCUUUAUUUAUUUUUGGAAAUGGAACAAGAAAUGUGUCUAUCUUGGAAACUUUCUGCAGAUUAUUUGAUGCUGGGAAAAAUAUGUAAUUAUUUCUUUCAGUAAGUUUGUAGCAAUAAUUUGAAAAUGAGAUAUCAGGAAAAGCCUAUUCUUCCUUAAGUUUAGUUUAUUUGUCUUUAAAAAAAAUUAAAUGUAACCAUUUUGCUGGGUUGAUCAUUUCUUUUGGGGCAUAACAUUUGUGCAGUUGAUGACCAACAAAUAUAAAAUAUGGUAACUAGAAUUAACUGUGCACAUACUGAUUAUGUACAGUAUAGUGAGUCUCAAUUGUAUCUAAAAGUAAUUAUGAAAACAAGUAUGCUUUAUCUUGAACUUUGCAAAUUUAAACUAUUUUUUCAUACAAGGGAUUAUUAGUAUUAAUAAGCUUGUUGAGCAAACUUUGAAUCUAGUUCUCAGUGCUUAAAACACAUGAACAGAACGGUCACUGAUAGAGGGAAGCCACCACAUUGCAGGGCAUUUGUCACAGAUUUCCCAUGUGGACUUGCUCAGAAGGGCUAAGGAUUAUGUGAACUGUUAUGUUGUUUAACAUAACUGUUGUCAUGUUAAAUCUUAGCAUACCUCUACCAUACCCCUGCCCAUGCCUCUAAUUACUUAACCAAGGGGUUAAACACGACCACCACAACUGUUAGGUUUCCAUUAAGCCAGAAGAAUAUUAUUUGAUAUUUAUCUUAUAUCUGUAACCUGAACUUUACCAAGUAAUGUAAUGUUCAUAUGUUGAUUCCUACAUUAAAAUAUUUUUUGUUAGGAAUUUGUUGUGUUGAGCAGCAUUUUAACAUGGAAAGUACUAUUAGCCAUAUGAAUUUUGACAUGUUUCAAAGAGGUCAGUAAAUAAAAUAUGCGAAUAUA